This is a messenger RNA of Thalassophryne amazonica, 2486 nucleotides long. Its product is annotated as protein ecdysoneless homolog. Gene Ontology annotation, cellular component: nucleus. The transcript is spliced from 14 exons. NCBI's taxonomy places the organism in Eukaryota, Metazoa, Chordata, Actinopteri, Batrachoidiformes, Batrachoididae. Bases 143 to 2131 code for a protein of 662 amino acids. The record is from RefSeq and is a predicted model, not a curated record.
CCCAAACAAGUUUGAUGGCGUGACUGCGACGUACUUAAGAUUUACACGUUCAAAUGAUUGUCUCAGAAGUAAAAAGUCAUUCUAGAUCUGCCAGGUAUAUCUCCUUUAAAAUCGCUAAAAGGCCUCUACAAAAAACACAACAAUGGAUGUGCUGCAAAGACGAGCAGUUGAAGAGGACACGGUUCAAUACCAACUCUUCGUAAUUCAGGGAGGCGAUUCAAAUUUAAAUCAGGCUGAAGAACAUCUAUCACAUCUGUUAGAGGAGGUUUUGGCCAAAGUGGCCCCCCUCCUGACACACUACAUCUGGCAGCAUCAGUCAUUCAACCUCAAGUAUCAUUCAGAGAAAGGAGGUCUUCCUGCCCACAUCGGAGGCAGCACUCAGUUUGGCGACAGUGUGGAGGAUGAGUGGUUUAUCGUUUACCUCCUGCAGCAAAUAACUGAGGCCUUUCCAGAGCUAGCUGCCAGAGUGGAAGACAAUGAUGGAGAGUUUCUUCUGAUUGAAGUCGCAGAUUUUCUUCCCAAAUGGUUAAAUCCAGACACCAGUGAGAACAGGGUUUUCCUCCACAGGGGCGAGUUGCACAUCCUCCCAUGCCUGUCCCAUUCCAGCUCAGUGGGAUUCCCAAAGGACGUGACACCCACUGUGACACAGGCUCUGACACUGCUCUCCACAAGCCACCAGGCCUUUCGAGCCACCCCCAAGCUCUGUUCAGCUUUGAGAAAAAGAUUCAAGGGGUACCCAGAGAAGAUUAAAAAUAGCCUCCACCGUGCCCACUGCUUCAUACCUGCAGGCAUUGCUGUGGUUUUGGCACAGCGUCCAGACUUGGUGGCCCCGGCGGUGUCUGCUUUCUAUCUGCGUGAUCCACUGGAUCUCCAGGCGUGUCGAAGCAUCAAGACUUUUCCUCCUGAUACACGCGUCCUCACCUCGGUGACUUUCACUCGCUGCCUAUACGCUCAACUUCAGCAGCAACAUUUCACCCCAGACCGACGGAGCGGCUUCAUGCUGCCUCGCUGCUCCCACCCGCACUACAAAGCCCACGAGCUGGGCAUGAAACUGGCUCAUGGCUUUGAGAUCCUGUGCUCUAAGUCCAAGCUGUCGUCUUCAGAAGUGGAUUCUGCAGUGAGUUGUAACCCUCAGUGGAAAGGCUUCAUGAACAGUCUGAAAAGGAACGGCUACUUUCAGGGAGAAAUGGAAGGUUCUGCUCGCUAUAGAGAACUGACAAAAUCAGCAGAACACUUCUUCAGACAGUCUGUUGCUUCCACAUGGAGUGCUUCCUCUCCAGGUGAGGAGAUUCUCCAGCUGCUGCACAGCUGUGUUCCUUUCAACAUGGAGGAACUGAAAAAACAGGAGUCGCAGCUCCCUCAAGAGGACAGUGACAGCUGGUUGGACAUUACAGAGCAUGAAUUGGAAGAGAUGUUACAGGAGAGAAGUGGAGGGCAAGUUGAUGCCUGCAGCCAAAGCCACCGUGCCACCAACAGCGCGGGACGCGUUGGUGGUGUACAGGAGAGGAAGAGGAGUGACAGAACGGACAAAGACAAAAAGGAACAGCGGGAGGCCAGUUACAGCCUUGUAGCUGUCAGUCAGGGAAUGAAGAACUUCCUCAGGGCCAUGUCAUCUCACGAGGGUGUCGAAGUGCCCUGGACCAACUUCACUCAGCCUUUUAGUUUUGACCCGGACUCCAUGGAGAAUGCUCUGGACAGACUGCUGAGAAGUCAAGUAGAAGAAGAGCUAGAUUCAGAUGAUCUUGAAGAUGACGAAGAGGAGGAAGAAGAAGAAGGAUUCUCUGGUUCUCCAGAGAAAAGUGGGCCGGAGACUUUGGAUAGUCUCAGAAGAUACAUGGACCAAAUGGAUGAGGAGUUGAUGGGCACUAAUGUAGGACAAAGCUUUGUACAGUCGAAGUAUAACAAGGACAGCUUUUCUGUGAGCUCCCAUCAUCCUCCUGCCACAGACAGUCCCCAGAAGGACGGAAGUGAGGAAGAAAAACGGGAAGAGAUCCAGCCCCUUGAUGUGGACCUCAACCUGGUUACUAAUCUGCUGGAGUCCCUCAGCUCCCAGGCAGGUUUAGCAGGACCAGCCUCCAACCUGCUGCAGAGUUUGGGAAUACACCUCCCUCCCAACUCUGAUCCGUCAUAAUGAAAAAGACUUUCACCUGAAGGCCAGUGAGGAGGAGCUUUCACACUGCGGUGAUUUAGAUCAUUUUUGCUGUGGACAUAUGAAAAGAAGCACAGUGUUAGACAUUACGUCCAUGAUGUUCUAUUGCAUCAUCUUACAGUCGUCUUUUAUGUGCCACGCUAAUUUGGAGGACAAAUUUCUAUUACCACCUAUUGUACUGGGGCCCUCUGCUGUCCAGAUAGAUGUAUAACAUCAUAACUGCUUUAUUCUUUGUACCUACACAGAUGAAAUCUAAAACAAAUAACAUAUUUGAUGCUCAUCAAAAUGUGUACAUAUUGGUGUGCAGAAACAUAAAAGCAGAGAUGUAUUUAAACCA